Micropterus dolomieu (smallmouth bass) is the source of this 2445-nucleotide messenger RNA. It is a transcript of the gene lrrc15, whose product is annotated as leucine rich repeat containing 15. Gene Ontology annotation, molecular function: protein binding. The record is from RefSeq and is a predicted model, not a curated record. Gene Ontology annotation, cellular component: extracellular matrix. Bases 143 to 1846 code for a protein of 567 amino acids. NCBI's taxonomy places the organism in Eukaryota, Metazoa, Chordata, Actinopteri, Centrarchiformes, Centrarchidae. The transcript has 2 exons.
UGUGAUGGUGUGAGAGUUCAGACAGUGCUGGAAACUUUCAGCAGAGGAUUUGUAAAGCCGAGGAGGAAGGGAGGACGUACAUAAAAGAUAACCACACCAAUUCUGUGUUCACUCCAUCACCAGCUACUACGGGAGUGCAAUAAUGGACCUGCACCUCACCCUUCAUGUGCUCCUACUUCUCUUUUCUCUCAAUGCUGUUGUUUGGGCGUGUCCCGAUGGAUGCAAAUGUCAAGAAACCAGAAUCUUCUGCAGUGGCCUCUCAGACUUCCCCACAACUGUGCCCUCAUCUACCACCGCACUAUACUUCUCCAAUUGUAGUAUCAGCUUUCUAAAACCAGAGGACCUGACCAAUUUCUCUAAUGCCCUUGGCAUCUUUGUGAUUAAAGACACUGAUCUGAGGGAAGUGCGCACUGGCACACUUGAUUCCACUCCAAACAUAGGUGCCUUAGGGUUUGCUGGCACCAAACUGCAAGAUCUCCCUGAGACCUUGUUCCAAAAUCUUCAGAAGCUUGAGUCUCUGAAUCUGAAGAGCAACAAUCUCCUGGUACUCCGCCCUAACUGGUUUUCCCGGUUGACAGAUCUCAAACUCCUUGAUCUUAGUAAGAAUCUUUUCACUUCUGUACCUGUGGAAACUUUUCACGCUCUUGCUGAACUGCAGUACCUUUUCCUUUCUGGAAACAAUAUCAGUAAAUUACCUAGAGAGACAUUCAAAGGUCUUUCCAAGCUGAAAACCUUACGGCUUAACAAAAACUCAUUACAGGAACUCCCCAUUGGCAGUUUGGAUGACCUUGUAAACCUGGAGGAACUAUCCCUACAUGAUAAUCUAAUCACUCAUCUCCACCAUGACUUGUUCUCCAAGACUUUAAAACUCCAAAAGCUGUUCCUCUCCCACAACAGACUCACAUCUCUUCCACAAGGGGUCUUCUUAAACCUGCCCCUCCUUUCCCAGAUCUCCCUGUAUGAAAAUCAGCUGGAGAGUCUGCGACCAGGGGUGUUUGGGCCCAUGGCAUUGCAGGAGUUGUGGCUGUAUGACAACAAGCUGAGCCACCUGGAGGAUGACACAUUCAGGAACCUGACUCAAUUGCAUCUCCUGGUGCUCAGUCGCAACCAGAUCAACUAUGUAUCCUCUGGGGCCUUUAGAGGGUUGGAACAGCUGGGAGAGAUAUCACUUCACACCAAUCUGCUCAAAACACUGCAAGCUGGGACUUUCCAAGGUUUGCCCAGUCUGGUCAACAUUUCCUUGGAACACAACUUCAUCAGCUCUCUCCCUUUGGGCUUUGUCCAGGGCCUAAGACACUUGGGACAAAUAGACCUGCAAAAUAACUCCUUUACCAACCUGCCACAGGAGACUCUAGAUGACCUCACUGCAGCAAAGGAAGUACUCCUGCAGCAGAACCCCUGGAGGUGUGACAAGGAUAUUCUGCCACUUAGGGACUGGCUGAAACAGCAUCCAUCCAAGGCCAACCAAACUCUUGUGGUCUGUGAAACACCACUGAACGGUGAGGUAAUUGCUCUGCUGACAGAUGAGAACUUGAUGCCUCUCAGCUCUACUGAGGAGCCUGUGUUGACCUCAACAGUAAAGAGGAGGAAACCCCAUACCCCUCCAACAAGACGAAGCACAUCCUCACCUGCUGUGAAGACAACCCUCACCUCAGAGCAGGACGAGAUCAACGGCGGACAAGAGGAGAAUGGAACGGUUUCUAAUAAUACUUCGAUCAUCCUCAUUGCCAUUGCAGUAGUGUCCACUGUCAUCAUCAGCACUGUCAUCAUCAGCUUCGGGUGCUGGAGGAAGAACAGGAGAGGCAGCGGAAAUAUAGGCGUCCGAAAUAAAAACUCUGUGCUGUAGACUAGACCAUCCAACAUCGCAACCCAAAAACUUUUAAACCCAAGGGAAACUGCUCACUGUGGUUUACUCGGAAAACGUGGAGUCUAGAGUUGAUUUUAGAACCUCAAAGGCAACAGAAAUAACCACUUCAUCUUUAUUCAGAUGUACAAGCUAGAACAAACAAGCCAACUUCUUCAUUGGCGUUUAACUUUUCAUGAUCAAAUGUACCAGUCGGCAUUCCUUUCCUGUGGCAUGUGAAAAAGAACGGCCAUUUUAUGUACUAACUGUAAAAAACACCCACCUUGCCAUCUUGUGGGAAACCUGGACAUUUUGUUGGCUGUACCUCAGAUGCACUGAAGAAGUGUACUUCUUUUAGUAAACUCAAGACUGCAUUCAGUAUUUACUUCAAACUAUUACCAUUUUUCAGUACUAAUAAUUGCAGUUUGACAAUGGUUUUCUGUACUAAUAACAGUUUGACCUUUUUGCUAAAUGGCUGUGUUAAAUUAAACAUGUCACUUUGACUCCACUGUAACACAAUUCAUUUUAUAGUUUCCACACUUACAACGCAAAAUGCUACUAUAAAUUAAAUAAAUGCACUUCUUUAAGUGGGAGCUAUCUUA